CAUGCCUGCUACCAAUAUUACAGCAGAACUGUGCUGUGGUUUCCUUCAGAGCAUUCUGGACAAUCUAACACUGGCAAAGGAUGAUUCUGUGGUUAUAUAUAAAACUAGAGGUAUAGUAAAAAACAAACCAUUCAAGAAAGAGCUUGUUACACAGUAAAGGUAUGAUAUAACAACAGUCUUCUAGCUACAAAAUAUUGUGCCAAACAUGGGAAAUCAUUGUACUUCAACAGAAAACUGUGUGCUCAAACAUGUUAACAUAUGAUAUUAUACACCCUGAAAAUGGAUAUAUUUUCUGUGGAUAUGUAUAAACGUACAGAGCGUUAUUAAUUAAGAUAAUAAGGCACAAGUUAAAAGCAGUGUGUUGCAAAUAUGACCCAUUUACAAGCUGGUCUUUGUCCAGACACUGUGGAGAAAUCCCGUUUGGAACUGAAUGAGAACCCAGAUACUUUACAUCAUGAUAUCCAGCAGGUUAAGGAUAUGAUAAUCACAAGACCAGACAUUGGGUUUCUACGAACUGAUGAUGAAUUUAUCUUAAGAUUUCUAAGAGCCAGGAAGUUCAACAAAGCAGAUACCUUUAAACUGCUGGCCCAGUAUUUUCAGUAUAGGCAGCAAAACUUGGAAAUGUUCAAAAACUUUAAGGCAGAUGACCCAGGUAUCAAACGUGCAUUAAUGGAUGGCUUUCCAGGAGUUCUUCAAAAUCUGGAUCAUUGUGGCAGGAAGAUUUUGCUAUUAUUUGCAGCCAACUGGGACCAGAGUAGGAAUUCUUUCAUAGAUAUUUUGCGAGCUAUACUUCUCUCACUUGAAGUUCUCAUUGAAGAUUAUGAGCUGCAGAUUAAUGGCUUCAUUUUAAUAAUAGACUGGAGUAAUUUCUCCUUCAAACAAGCCUCCAAACUAACUCCAUCAUUCCUUAAACUAGCCAUUGAAGGGUUGCAGGACAGUUUCCCUGCUCGCUUUGGAGGCGUCCACUUUGUCAACCAGCCCUGGUACAUUCAUGCUCUUUACACCAUGAUCAAGCCUUUUCUUAAAGACAAAACCAGGAAGAGGAUAUUCCUUCAUGGGAACAACCUGAACAGUCUUCAUCAGCUAAUACACCCUGAGUGCCUGCCCUCAGAAUUUGGUGGCACACUUCCUCCAUAUGACAUGGGAACAUGGGCUCGGACAUUACUGGGACCUAACUACACAGAUGAAUCAGAAAAUAUGUAUACAUCUUAUAACAUGAUGCAUUUGGGGAAUUCAUUUGAUAGCUCAGUCAUUCAACAUGCUCCACAUUACAUGAAAAGGUCUCAGUCAGUAAUGGAAACCAGUGCACUGAAACAUGAAAAUCGAGAUGAUGACAACACACAACCACUACUGGCUCUUGACUGAUAACAGCUUGCUAGAUCUAUACUGUAUGACAGUCCUCUAAGUCUCUAUGAUAUGUAAUGUUUUUGCUGAAUGAAGUUCCCAUUGAGCUUGGUCGGCUGCCUCCACAUCAGCAUAUGAUGAAAUUAUCAUUAAUACACUCUUGCAGCAAGAAUGAAGAUCUUAUUCUGCUUGGUCAGCUACUUUCACAUCACAUGAUGAGAUUGUCACUAAACUCUUGCAGCAAAUUCUGAGUACUAGAAGCUCUUCUUCACAUUAAAGAAGCUGAACAUCUCUGCUUGUUUUUACUUUACUCUUCUUCCAGUCAGGUUAAGUAUGUAUAGAGAAAUUCUUAAAAAAAAUGUCUAAUAUAAACUUCAGUGACUGGAAGUAUUUUGUAAUUCUAUUGGUUUCUGUAAAAGAUUCUAAAAAAAAUGAUCAUCAAGCAUAACAAAACAAAAUGGAGGGCAAAGUCUCCCACAUUGUAAGGAACACAUGCUUGCCCAAAAUACAUCCCUUGAUGUUGCAACCCCCCCAAAAAAAAUCAUUACCUAGAUCUGAAAUCUGAACACUCACUUGACAAAAGGAACACCAAACGUAAGUCCACAAAGUAAAAAAGUUGCCAUUCAUUUAAAUACAAACCUGAAAAUUAUGCAUUUAAGAUGUAAUGCUUGUAAGUUUUGUAUUUCAAAAAUAUAAAUUGUUUUUGUUCCAUCCCCUGGAAAGGCAAUAUUUGAUGUCCUUCAUGGUUCACUGUUGCAGUCAUGACUGUAGGGUUCUUCCUACCAGCAGCAGCCCUCGA
Protopterus annectens (West African lungfish) is the source of this 2143-nucleotide messenger RNA. It is a transcript of the gene CLVS1, whose product is annotated as clavesin 1. The coding region runs from base 370 to 1365 and encodes 331 amino acids. Gene Ontology annotation, molecular function: phosphatidylinositol bisphosphate binding. The record is from RefSeq and is a predicted model, not a curated record. The transcript has 6 exons. Lineage: Eukaryota; Metazoa; Chordata; Ceratodontiformes; Protopteridae. Gene Ontology annotation, cellular component: membrane.